Fibroporia radiculosa is the source of this 2946-nucleotide messenger RNA. RefSeq lists its product as uncharacterized. Gene Ontology annotation, molecular function: nucleic acid binding; ATP binding. The coding region runs from base 1 to 2946 and encodes 981 amino acids. The transcript is spliced from 29 exons. The record is from RefSeq and is a predicted model, not a curated record. Lineage: Eukaryota; Fungi; Basidiomycota; Agaricomycetes; Polyporales; Fibroporiaceae.
AUGAACGGACCGGAUUUCGAAGACCUUGUUCACGAGUAUGGUCUCGACGACAUGGACUACAGUGACCAUAGAGAUGACUCAGGGAUCGCUUUCCUGCUGAAUCCGGUACGUAGCGAUUUGGAGAGUAUCGACGAUCUCAUAGAAGAAUACGAGAACUCGUCCCCAUCUCCGCCGGAGCGUCGUAGCGCCAUAGGCGGUAGACGUCCUGUCACCUACCGCCCACCGUUCGCACGACACCCUGGCCCUGGGCUUGCCACGGCCUACGACGAAUUCGAAGACGUCGAGGAGCCGUACCAAACACACCAACUUCAGACGCAAUAUCAGCUCAAUCUACCCUCACGCUCGUCCGCUUACCGCUCCCCGAAUUUCGACCGGCGUCCAGGUGGUACGAACUCCAGUUGUGAAUUGACAGGAGACACCGUUCAAUUCGGCAAGAGUGCCUGGGGCAAUGCCCGAGAUGCCUCAAUCAUCAUUACAACGGGCGAGAAGUGGGAUAGCCUGACGCGCAACUGGCGUGACCAUGGCCAAAUUCUCUCACAGAUUCAGCUCUUUCUCGUAGAUGAAGUGCAUAUUCUCAAUGAGUCUCGUGGGAGUACAAUGGAAGUGAUCCUCUCACGUAUGAAGACUCGUGGAUCCGCUGUCCGCUUUGUAGUCGUUUCCGCAACUGUCCCGAAUAUCGAAGACGUAGCGAGUUGGAUAGGGAAUGGUACACCUGAGGGUUCUGCAACUGUCAUGCAGUUCGGUGAAGAGUUUCGUCCCUGCAAGCUGUCGAAGUUUGUUUACGGUAUACACCGCAAAAAAGAUCAGAACGACUUCGUCUUUCAGAAAACUCUAGAUUUUCGUUUAUACAGUAUCUUGCAACAACAUUCGGCCGACAAGCCAACGCUAGUGUUUUGUUCAACUCGAGUGGUCGGAUCGGCUGAGCAUAUAUUGAAAGAAUACGAAGACGCGGUUCAGAAGAAGGCGCCCUUACCUUGGACCCAUCUAUCGAGAAUCGAACACACUUUUCAAGAUAAACGCUUGGAGAAAUUAGCUGCCCGUGGGAUCGGUGUGCAUCACGCAGGAAUGAGCAUGGAGGAUCGAAGAACAACGGAGGAUAUGUUCUUGAAGAAGAUCCUUCAAGUUCUUUUCGCGACAUCUACUCUAGCUGUUGGGGUGAACUUGCCUGCCCACACUGUUAUUAUCAAAGGCGUCAAGAUAUUCCAGAACAAUUCCUCGCAGGAGUAUUCAGAUCUCGAUAUAAUGCAGAUGAUGGGCCGUGCUGGUCGGCCGCAAUUUGAUAAGGAAGGGAUCGCUAUAAUUUUAUGCGAAACCGAAUUGGAAGCGAAGUACAAUGCGCUGGUUCAAGGCCACAGUUUGUUAGAGAGUUGUCUCCAUCUCAAUUUGUCGGAGCACCUCAACUCAGAAAUCGGCCUUGGGACAAUCACUGACUUAGACAGCGCAAAGGAGUGGCUGCGUAACUCAUUCUUGUAUCAACGAAUUCGAAAGAACCCUAAGCAUUAUGCGAUUGGCAAAGAGGGUAGUCAAACAUGGCAAGAGCGAAUUGAUGGGAUGGUAACGGAAAGUAUAACAAAUCUACGAGAAAGUGAAUUGGUUGUAUGCUCCGAUGGUGAUGAAGAUCGGGGCCAGCUGUGUUCCACCGAUUAUGGCGAUAUCAUGAGCAAAUUUUACGUGAAACAAUGGACUAUGAAUUCAAUCCUUCAGUUGUCUGACCGCGCGUCCAUGAGGGAUAUACUGGAAACGAUUUCAAACGCCGAGGAAUUCUCCGACAUCAAGAUCCGUAGUGGAGAGAAACAGGUUUACAACAAAAUGCGCGCGCACAAUGACAUCCGUUUCCAGAUCAAGAAGGUCGAAAAGCCUUCUGACAAGAUCUUCUUAUUGAUUCAGGCCGUUCUUGGAUGCAUAAGUCUAUCUGAUCCCGAUUACAAGAAAGGAGACAACAACCCUACAAUGGAAGGCUUUUCCGUUUUUCGUCAUGUCGUCCGCAUUGCAAAAGGUAGAGUGCGACGACUACUCAUUAUUUCCUCUCUGACCGAUGUGCUUCAAGUUGUCGCAGAGGUAGCUAUCGUCAAAAGGGCAGGUGCUCUACUGAAGCAUAGCCUCGAAGUUAUUCGCUGUCUGAGCGCGAAGGCAUGGGAAGAUCGGCAUACCGUGUUGCGACAGGUGGAGCACAUCGGUGAAAAAUCGCUCAAAGUCUUGGCGGAAUACGGUAUCACCACACUGUCCACACUGAGAAUCCAGGAACCACUACGGCUCGAGGCACUUCUCAAUCGCCGCCCUCCGUUUGGUCAUGAAGUCCUCGCUGCUGUUCAACAGCUUCCUGAAUACACACUGAAUAUAAAUGAGAUCGAAGUGACAACUCAUGGAGGAAAGAAAGCUGUUGAAGUAGAACUGCUGAUUGAAUGUGGACUAAUAACUGACGGCACACCCGGUCCGAAGAUGAAGAAAGCUAAAAACAAAUUUACAGAUAUGACCACAGUGCUCACCCUGACUUCUGAUCUGGACUUCAUUGAUUUUCGCCGUAUCCCAACAAAGGCUCUGAAAGAAACCAAGACAUUUACGUUGAACGUUGAGCUGAGGAAGCCUAGCCAAUCCAUUGUCACUUAUAUUUCUUCGGAGAGCAUCGCUGGCGUAACGGUCUCCCAGAGUUACAAGACGAAUAUCGCCGCGAAGCAAUUUCCCCCCGUAAAUACCCGCCCCCACAACUCAGUGGGUCUGCUACUGGAGGGGCUCGAUGACGUUCCGGACUUUUGGAACAUGGAUCCGGAUGACGAUGAUCGAGCCAAUACGCAUCCUAUGAACUCCCAGAAUUACUCGGCUGUCGGAAUGCAAAAGGGUGCUGAAAUUCCUAAUUCCUCUGUAACGCAGACGAAGAUCCGUGUCGGGAAUGAUACAUCUAAAGUGCAACUGGGCUUCAAAAUGUUAUCUAAUGGAAAUUAUGAGUGA